AUGUCUGUUGCUAAUGGUGUAGCGGUCGGUAUUGACCUGGGCACCACCUUCUCCUGCGUGGGGGUGUUCCAGCACGGCAAAGUUGAGAUCAUCCCUAACGACCAGGGCAACCGGACCACCCCGAGCUACGUGGCGUUCAAUGACACGGAGAGACUCAUCGGAGACGCAGCCAAGAACCAGGUGGCCAUGAACCCCACCAACACCGUGUUCGAUGCCAAGCGCCUGAUUGGUCGAAGGUUUGACGAUGCGGUGGUGCAGGCGGACAUGGAGCUCUGGCCAUUCACGGUGACGAGCGACGCGGGGAUGCCCAAAAUCCAGGUGGAGUACAAGGGGGAGAAGAAGUCCUUCUACCCUGAGGAGGUGUCUUCCAUGGUCCUGGUGAAGAUGAAGGAGAUCGCCGAAGCCUACCUGGGCCAGAAGGUGUCGAACGUCGUCAUCACGGUUCCAGCUUACUUCAACGACUCCCAGCGUCAGGCCACCAAGGACGCAGGAUUGAUUGCCGGCCUCAACGUCCUGAGGAUCAUCAGCGAGCCCACGGCGGCCGCCAUUGCCUACGGUCUCGACAAAGACAAGAGCAGGGAGCGCAACGUCCUGAUCUUUGACCUGGGUGGGGGCACCUUCGACGUCUCCAUCCUGACCAUCAAAGACGGCAUCUUUGAGGUGAAGUCCACGGCCGGAGACACUCAUCUGGGUGGAGAGGACUUUGACAACCGCUUGGUCAAACACUUUGUGGAGGAGUUCAAGCGGAAGUCCAAGAAGGACAUCAGCCAGAACAAGAAGGCUUUGGGGAGGCUGCGCCCGUUUUGUGAGCAAGCCAAGAGAACCCUGUCGUCCUGCUCCCAGACCAGCAUCGCCAUCGAUUCUCUGCACGAGGGCACCGACUUCUACACCUCCAUCACCAGGGCACGCUUCGAGGAUUUGUGUUCAGACCUCUUCAGGGGAACCCUGGAACCCGUGGAGAAAGCCCUGAUGGACGCCGAGAUGGACAAGAGCCAGGUCCACGACAUCGUUCUGGUGGGAGGCUCCACGCGAAUCCCCAAGAUACAGAAACUACUGCAGAAUUUAUUCAACGGCAGGGAGCUCCACAAGAGCAUCAACCCAGACGAGGCUGUGGCUCACGGCGCCGCCGUGCAGGCCGCCAUCCUCAGCGGCAACAUGUCGGCGAAAGUCAAGGACCUGGUGCUCGUGGACGUGGCGCCCCUUUCCCUGGGCAUCGAGACGAUCGGAGGAGUCAUGACACCCCUGAUCAAACGGAACACCACCAUCCCCACCAAACAGACUCAGAACUUCACCACCAACAUCGACAACCAGCCGGGGGUCCUGAUCCAGGUCUUUGAAGGAGAGAGAGUCAUUACCAAGGACAACAACCUGCUGGGCAAGUUCGAGCUGUCGGGAAUCUCGCCCGCUCCGAGAAUGGUACCUCAGAUCGAGGUCACCUUCGACAUCGACGCAGAUGGCAUUCUGAACGUGGCUGCUGUGGACAAGAGCACGGGCAAACAGAACAAGAUCACCAUUACCAAUGAUAAGGGCCGCCUGAGUAAGGAAGACAUCGAGAGGAUGGUGAAGGAAGCAGACCAAUACAAGGUAGAAGACGAGCAACAGAGGAAGAAUAUAGCGGCCAAGAACGCCCUGGAGUCCUACGCCUUCAACAUGAAGAGCAGCCUGCGGGAGGACAACCUGAAGGACAGAGUGAGUGAGGAGGACAGGAAGAAGGUGGAGGAGAAGUGUGAGCAGGCCAUCCUCUGGAUGGAGAACAACCAGCGAGCGGAGAAAGAGGAGUACCAACACCAGCUAAUGGAGUUGGAGAAGCUUACUUUGUGUAGCCCCAUCAUCUCCAGGCUGUACCAGGGGGGAGUGCCAGCAGGCAGCUGUGGAGAGCAGGCCAGAGCUGGCUCCCAGGGGCCCACCAUCGAGGAGGUGGACUAAAGCAGACUGUUGGACUGAAUGGAAUAUGAUCAAUAUGACUGUUAUGGAU
Messenger RNA from Gadus chalcogrammus (walleye pollock), 1975 nucleotides. Its product is annotated as heat shock 70 kDa protein 1-like. Gene Ontology annotation, biological process: protein refolding; cellular response to unfolded protein. The record is from RefSeq and is a predicted model, not a curated record. Gene Ontology annotation, cellular component: cytoplasm; vesicle; blood microparticle. Bases 1 to 1926 code for a protein of 641 amino acids. Gene Ontology annotation, molecular function: ATP-dependent protein folding chaperone; ATP hydrolysis activity; heat shock protein binding. The transcript has 2 exons. NCBI's taxonomy places the organism in Eukaryota, Metazoa, Chordata, Actinopteri, Gadiformes, Gadidae.